This is a messenger RNA of Notothenia coriiceps (black rockcod), 797 nucleotides long. Its product is annotated as serine/threonine-protein phosphatase 6 regulatory subunit 3-A-like. The record is from RefSeq and is a predicted model, not a curated record. The transcript is spliced from 5 exons. Lineage: Eukaryota; Metazoa; Chordata; Actinopteri; Perciformes; Nototheniidae. Bases 414 to 797 code for a protein of 127 amino acids.
AAGCGCAGUGUAUAUGUUACUAUGAUCAUGAAGGGCUAAAGCUGUGUGCUACUGCCUGUGUGUUGCCAUAUAUGUGGAUGCCUAACGACCCUAACUAAACUAAACUCUGUUCUCUUUAACAUUGCAGUAUUCCGUUUGAUAGAAUAUCAGACAUCAAUUUUUCACUGAAUACAAAUGAAAGUGCAAAUAUAGCUUUGUUUGAGGCACGCUGUAAGGAGAAAAUCCAGCAGUUUGAAGACGCUGGUUCAGACGAGGAGGAUAUCUGGGAUGAAAAAGAUGUCACCUUUGCACCAGAGGCACAGAGACGCCCCAGGAGCUCGGGCAGCACGGACAGCGAGGAAAGUACAGACUCAGAGGAGGAGGAUGUGAAGAGAGAUCCGUUCGAAGCUGCCAACCCCAGCACCGACGACAGAAUGGAAGUCGACACAGGGCCAGUGUGGACGGCCAACUUUGAUGACAUCCCCAUGGACACAGGUACAUCCACUGCUCCAGCCACCAGCCCUAACAACCCUGCUGCCUCCUCUCCUUUGGCCUCCCCCUCCUCUUCCACAGAAGACCUCCCUGAGACCUCAUGGAGCUCCCCCCCUCCUGCCACCUCCAACGCUGAAACAGGCUGGGCCGAUUUCUCCAACUUCACCCCCGUCAGCCCCAAAGACCCUCUGAGGUGCAACUCUCCUGUUGCUAUGGAAACCAGCCUAGAGACAAUGGACCCUCUUGGAGUCAAUGCACCCACACAGUCUGAAGGUGAGAUGUGUGCAGGAAUUAGUUCUUUACCUGAAAAUGAGUUAGCAUUUUAG